This is a messenger RNA of Symbiodinium sp. CCMP2456, 1278 nucleotides long. NCBI's taxonomy places the organism in Eukaryota, Dinophyceae, Suessiales, Symbiodiniaceae. The record is from the annotation of a GenBank genome assembly.
AUGCCGACACCAAACCGAUUCGGCAAACCUGCUACGGCCAUGAACCUGCUGCUCACGUACUGCCUUGUGGUCCUGUAUGGCUUCGGUAACCAGCUUCAAGCUCCUCUGGAGCCCUUCCUGGUCGAAAGACUGGUUGGCCAGGGUGACACAUCGGCGAGUGCUUCGUACGGGCGCUUGCAGUCCCUAUACUGGGGAAUACAGAUUGUCGGUUCUUUCCUUUUCGGCUGCUUGCUUGACAAAGUCGGUGUGCGUCUGGGUUUUGGGCUGAACUUCCUUUGCUGUGCUGCGACGUACUCUCUUCAGUCGGCUGCGGGCAGCAUGGCAGCCCUCUAUGCCUCGAAGAUCCCAGGGAUUGGCAUGAACGGAGUGUUGUGUGCACAGACAGCAGUAAGUCAGUUUACGGAUCCGGGCCCCGAGCGCUUCCAGGCACUGGGGCGACUCACCACAGCCUACACUGUAGGCGGUGUCAUCGGCCCCUACUUGGGGGGCCUUCUAGGGGCCAGAGGUGGUCACGGCUACAUCCUCGGCGCCAAGGUGGCCACAGGCAGUGCUCUUCUUGCAGCAUUCGGCAGCGGCUUGCUGGCAUCACCCACCCAGCCCCAGGAGCCCCGAGCCUUUCAGGGCGAGCGGCUGCCACUGUGGCAGAGGCUUGGCACCGUGGCAAACAAGGCGGGUUUUGUGCUUGUUGUGAAGCUUUUAACCUCUGUGGCCAAUGCUGUAGCCUCCUCGACGCUCAACCUGGUCUUGAAGAACGAGCUGGGCUUCGCAGAGGCCGAUCUUGGUCUGUUCCUCUCAGCGCAGUUCGCUUGCGGGGCGGUGGCCAACGCGGUUUUGCUGGGCCCAGCCAGUCGGCUUCUGGGCGGCCGGCCCAGCGCGGUGGUCCGCAACUGUGUUGCGGCCUUGGCAGUGGGCUAUGGGCUGCAGGCAGCCGCCCUGAACGUCGGUGGCCUUAUGCAGCUGACGCCCAGUCUUCGGCGAAGCACCUUCAUCGGGAUCGCGCUCAGUCUAGCCCUCUUCCAAUACAGCCUCGCGACGAGCAUCACAGCAGAGAGUACCGAGCUCGUACCCAAGGCCAUGAAGGGUACCCUCCUGGGCAUGGAGCACUGCCUGUUUUCGGCAGCUCGGGCUUUCAGCCCCGCCAUUGGCAUCGGCAUGUUGGACGACUACGGCACCUGGGGCUUGUACGGAUCGUGCUCCUCCAUUUUGCUGGCAACCUACCUCCUUUGGAUCACCACUUACGAACAGGUUGACUUUGCCGCGGGCAAAAGGAUCCGCUGA